CUUAGCAGACCGUAGGGUGACCCGGAUGAUGGCGGCCGGAGCGGCCCUAGCCUUGGCACUAUGGCUACUACUGCUGCCGGUGGGGGUUGGGGGGGCAGGGCCCCCACCGAUCCAGGACGGCGAGUUCACGUUCCUGCUGCCUGCGGGGAGGAAGCAGUGUUUCUACCAGUCUGCGCCGGCCAACGCAAGCCUCGAGACCGAGUACCAGGUGAUUGGAGGUGCUGGACUGGACGUGGAUUUCACGCUGGAGAGCCCUCAGGGCGUGCUGCUGGUCAGUGAGUCCCGCAAGGCAGAUGGGGUGCACACGGUGGAGCCCACGGAAGCUGGGGACUACAAGCUGUGCUUUGACAACUCCUUCAGCACAAUCUCUGAGAAGCUGGUGUUCUUCGAACUCAUUUUUGACAGCCUGCAGGAUGACGAGGAGGUCGAGGGCUGGGCAGAGGCUGUGGAACCUGAGGAGAUGCUGGAUGUCAAGAUGGAGGACAUCAAGGAGUCCAUUGAGAUCAUGAAGACCCGGUUGGAACGUAGCAUCCAGAUGCUGACGCUCCUGCGGGCCUUUGAGGCACGUGACCGCAACCUGCAGGAGGGCAACCUGGAGCGGGUCAACUUCUGGUCUGCGGUGAACAUGGCCGUGCUGCUGCUGGUCGCCGUGCUCCAGGUCUGCACGCUCAAGCGCUUUUUCCAGGACAAGCGCCCUGUGCCCACUUAGCCCCAGAAGGAAGACAGGGAAAGGAGGGGCAGCAGGGCACAUGUGUGUGAGAUC
Neomonachus schauinslandi (Hawaiian monk seal) is the source of this 763-nucleotide messenger RNA. RefSeq names its product transmembrane p24 trafficking protein 1 (gene TMED1). NCBI's taxonomy places the organism in Eukaryota, Metazoa, Chordata, Mammalia, Carnivora, Phocidae. The transcript is spliced from 4 exons. Gene Ontology annotation, biological process: intracellular protein transport; Golgi organization; endoplasmic reticulum to Golgi vesicle-mediated transport. Gene Ontology annotation, cellular component: endoplasmic reticulum; Golgi apparatus; COPII-coated ER to Golgi transport vesicle. The record is from RefSeq and is a predicted model, not a curated record. The coding region runs from base 26 to 709 and encodes 227 amino acids.